GGGAAAAGUGUUGACUGAGUAAGGGAAUUCAACGCUGCAGAGAAAUGAAGAGAAGCAUGAAGUGAGACAGACAGCAACAACAUGGAGACCAACAUCUGACACCAGAACCUGCAGGAGAACAUCAGUACCUGCGUGAUGCCUUCACUGACCCAGUUUAAGCAGCAGUGACUGUUAAACCUUCUCAACGUUAGAAAGAGCACCUAUAAAAGAAGGUGAGAUGUGGUUUGUGCUGCAGAGCAAAACAGGAAACAAAUCUGACGUGUAGCAGCACACAAAGAGGAAGAGGAGGGUUUUCCAGUCAGUCAAACUGCUGCUGGUCUGAUUCCAUCCAGCUGCAGAAUGGAGGGAACAUGUGUCCAGAUGCUGCUGGCUCUGAUCUCACUGCUGUGCUGCACAACAAACGGAGCUCGUCUGAACAUCAGUCCCAGCAGAUCUCAGCUGUUUGAAGGAGACUUUGUGUCUCUGAUCUGUGAGGAGGACGACAGCUCUGCUGGAUGGACGGUGAGGAGAAACACCACCAGACAACUGUCUGAGUGUGGAGAUAGAUGGGGGAAAGCAGCUGGUUCAUCCUGUAACAUCAGUGUUGUCUUCACAAGGGACUCUGGAGUUUACUUGUGUGAGUCCAGAGAGGGAGCAACCAGUAACAGCAUCACCCUCACUGUCACUGGUGGAUCAGUGAUCCUGCAGAGUCCUGUCCUCCCUGUGAUGGAGGGAGAUGACCUCACUCUGAGCUGUCAAUCAAAGCCUCCCUCCAACCUCCCAGCUGCUUUCUAUAAAGAUGGCUCCCUCAUCAGGACUGAGUCUACAGGUCACAUGACCCUCCACCAUGUUACCAGGUCUGAUGAAGGUUUCUACAGGUGUAGCAUCAGCAGUCAUGGAGAGUCUCCACCCAGCUGGAUCUCUGUCACAGGUAAACCUACAACCACAACCCCGCCUACUUCCACUGCACCGCCCCUCAUCUCAUCCUCAUCGUCCCUCCAUCUUGUGUUCACUCUGCUCCGUCACCUGCUGGUCUUCUGUCCGUACUUCAUCUCCACCCUCCUCAUGGUGUCUUUAUAUCGACACAGAGACACAGGAAGCGAUCUGCCCGUCUCCAUGGUGAUGACUCCAUCCUCCCAGGCUGAUCAGAGAUUGGAUGAUGACCAUAAUGAUGUCACCACAGAGCAUCAUUUAAACUGAGCUGAACAUCUCAUCUCUCUCUUCUUCUGCUCUUCUUGUCUUCAAACGUUAGAAACCAAAUGUUUCCUGAACUGAGCUCAGCAUCUGUUAAGGAGGCGCUAGCACCCUCCUCAGCUUCAUUUUAACUUUUUUCUGAAGGAGAAUAAAUAUGGACACGUCA
Molecule: messenger RNA, 1339 nt
Organism: Melanotaenia boesemani (Boeseman's rainbowfish)
Lineage: Eukaryota; Metazoa; Chordata; Actinopteri; Atheriniformes; Melanotaeniidae
Product: Fc receptor-like protein 4
Exons: 8
Coding region: 340-1179 (279 amino acids)
Biological process (GO): cell surface receptor signaling pathway
Molecular function (GO): transmembrane signaling receptor activity
Source: RefSeq, a predicted model, not a curated record